Molecule: messenger RNA, 3837 nt
Organism: Nelumbo nucifera (sacred lotus)
Lineage: Eukaryota; Viridiplantae; Streptophyta; Magnoliopsida; Proteales; Nelumbonaceae
Source: RefSeq, a predicted model, not a curated record
ACGGAAGUUUGAUUUAGACCCUAGAAGAGAGAAAGAAAAAAACAACUCGGGCCUUAAAUUGAACUGAACUUGAACGACCUCACAGCUCGGUUGAUUCUGUGAAAAAUUUCUCCCAGUCUACUUCCUGUUUUGUUCAAACCACACUAAUAAAUUGCCUCCUUUAUACAGACAACUGUACACACAUAAAGGGAGUAAAAUAUACAAAAUAAGUAGGAAGCUUGAGAGAUAAAUAAAGAUGGCUUGUUCCUCUGCUUCUACUUGCCUCCACUCUCUGUCCCUCCAUUCUUCUCCUUUUCGAUCAACAAAGCGAAGAACUAGUGCUUCAUUUCUUCUCGGCCCUUCACGGUUCGUUUCUCCGAAAUCUCCAACACUGAGGAAGUCGAGGAGAGACUUUGUGCUCCCGAACAACAAAAAUCUCAGAAGAUACCGACCCAAUUCAGUACCUCUCGUCGUCGUCGCCGCGCAAUCCGACUUUUUGAGAGUUAUCCAAACAGUGUGGAAGGUUGGGAAAGAUGGAAUUGAGGCUGGGACCAAUCUUGUACCUGAUUCUAUCCCAAGACCAAUUGCAAGGAUUGGUGUAGCUGUAGUCGCACUCUCUGUUAGCUUCUUUGUGCUCAAGUCAGUCCUGUCAACAGCGUUUUUUGUACUGGUAAUUUGGUUUUACAGACUGUAGAGUCCUCAUCAUGCAAAAUUCUGGGGUUUAACCUUAAUUGCUACUGUCCAACUUUUUCCAGCCCUAGAAACUGCUAUUUGUUUAUGUUGUUUAGCACUUUUUGUGACCCUAACCUUGUGUCAGAUACAACGAUGGCAGAGCACCAGUAUUCGCUAGAUCACUAUUACUUUCUUAAUUCAAGUUUUCUUUAUUAUUUUUUUGGUACUAUUGGGCAAAAAAGGUAACUUUUUUCCUUUUUUUUCUUGGCUUGUGGGAUUUGGCUAUGGAAAUUUGUUCAUUUAGUCUUAUUUUGUGAUUAAUUUAAGUCUCUAAAGCUAAUGUUGAGUUUUGGGUCAGUUUACAGCUUUAUUUAUCUUUACUCACAAGGGCAGUUUAGUCUUUUUAGCAAACUGGGGCUGGCUGCCCCAUAGAGGCCUCUAUAUAUAUAGUUGUUAAACCUCAGCUUUGACAAUAAUGUAUUAAUGUUUUGAGAUUAUUAGCUUAUGAUAUAGUUGUUUUUUGUAAUUUCAAGACCCUAGCAGUGAUCCCUGUGGUGUUUGGUGCGUGAAGAGUAGGGUUUUAAUUUUAACUGGUUUUAACCUAUAGUAAGUACACCUAUCCUCUACAAAUCCUAAAUCCUAUCUUCUCCCCAGACCUUGUAAAAGUACCUGAUAGUAAUUGUGAGCUGAUUUUUUUCUUCAUUUCACUAGUAUAUGAUUGAGUGAGAUAGAGUACAGUAGGAGAGGAGCAGGAUUAGAGAAGGAUGGGUUGGUCAUCUAAUUCCAUUUCCCACAACCCCCACUAAAUAAUACUUUAUUUGGCUAGUUAAUGUAAGGGGAAAGUCAUAAAUAUCUUUAUGCAAUAGAAUAAAGACAGUGCAAAUAUCAUGAAAUCCCAGAAAUAUCUUCAUAACUUUUUUUUUUAUAAACAACAGAAGGUUUUCAUUAAUCAAGUCAAACUGACUACAAAGCAACCAUCAUUAAUUUCAUUAAUCAAGUCAAACUGACUACAAAUCAACCAUCAUUCAAACAAGCAUACUGUAUAUAACAGAAACAAAUUCCCCACCCCUACCAAGAAAUCUUUUCUACAGAUUAUAGCUUGGUCCAGGGCAAUCCCACAGCAGAGAAUCUCUUCCCACUCCAUCUCUUGCUAAAGAAUUUGCUAACAUAUUUGCGCUUCUAGGGGUCUAGUUGAACAAGGCAUUCAGGGAGGACCCUAGUGAGACAGCCAUCCUUACCAAAGCCUUAAAUUCCCAAGGUAUUCGUUCUUCACCUUUCAUCCCGCAAACAACCACUUGACAGUCUCCCUCCAUUAUUACAUCCCUUAACCUCUGUUGAUGUAACAAUUUUAAACCCUGUAUUAGAGUCAUCAAUUCUGCUCUCAAAGGUUUCCCCUGUCCCGCUGGGCCCAAAAAUCUAAGCAAAACAUUGCCUUCAUGAUUUCUGACAACACCCCUACACCUGAUGGUCUCGGAUUUCUGAUACAGCACCCAACAAAAUUAAACUUGAUUCUCCAACAAUCUGGUGGACUCCAUUUCAUCCCCAUUAACUGUUUACUUCUUUGGAAACCUGAUACUGUUUGCCAAUGUCUAAUCAAAUCAAUAAAAGGCACAUCUUUAAAUUCUGCCGUCACUAAAGCCCAAUGCACCACUCUUCUCUUUGUGAGUUUAUCACCUCCUCCACCUAUACUUUUCUUCAAAUAAUCUUGCAUUUAUCUCACCCAACCCCCAUAGAACUGCCCCUCUCACACACUGCCACAGGAUUUUCUGCCUUCGAGUACAAGGGCCCAAAAAAUCUGUUUUAAAUAAUUCCACCUCUUCAGAAGGUGCCUCCCAAUCUCUACCCAUCAAAGAAAGGAAAUGUUGCCAAAGCUGUGAAGCAAAAGGGCAAGACGUUAACAGAAGGCUUGUGACCUCCCCACUCUUCAAGCACAAGGCACAUGAGGGUAAAGACACCAGCCUUGCCACUUCCUCUGGAAUUUGUCACAGGAAUUGACAAUUUGAUUAACAGCUUACCAACAGGGGAAAAAAACUUGACCUUAGGGGGUAUUGGGCUAAACCAUACUUCUUAACAGGAAAGAAAUUUUGCUCAACAGAAGGGAAAAAAGUUUUAAGAAAAGAUGCACAAGAAAAAAUGCCCUUAACAUUGGGUGUCCAAAUUCUCUCAUCAUUCCCUGAAGAAGAAAGAUUGACUUCUUGAAGGAGGUUAAGCAAAGGAAUGAACUCACUGGCUUCUUGAUACCUCAAGGGUCUUCUCAGUCCCAAAUCCCACCCUAAUCCAUUACUCUCCAAAGUUACCAAUUCAACAAUCGAUUUAUUUUUGGAAUUGGACAGGUUAUAGAUUCUAGGAAAAGAAAGACACAAGGGAGAGUCACCCCACCAAGUGUCCUCCCAAAAUUUCACCUUUCUCCAGUGACUGCAUCAUAUCUGAUGUGUUGCAAAAAGUUGGGAAGUUAAGAUAUCUUUCCAGGGGCUUUUUGAAGUAGCACCCCGGGUUGGUCCUGUGUCACAACUCACAACCUUUUGAGCACAUCCCAUAAAUGCUUUUGAUUGCCAAAUGCACAAUACCUCUCUCACUUGGAAAUCUCCAAAGCCAUUUUUGCCCAACAAUGCAUUAUUCCUCUCUUGUACCCUUCCUAAACCCAAUCCACCUGCCUCCCUAGGCUUGCAUGCAUCUCCCCCCUUCAACAAGUAGACCCUUUGAAACUCAAGAGAAACACUUACUAUACCAAACACUCCCUAUUUCAGCCCAGACUACAAUUCUUUCAGACCUUUUGGGUAGACCCUUUGCAUUGUUUUAUUAUCUCCCUUGUCUAGGUAAAGAGUCAACCAGGUCAUUGGCUGAUUUAGGUAUCCAUCCAAGCAAGUGUUCAAUCUAGAAGCAAAUGAUCUUACCAAAAAAAAGAAUCUAGAAGCAAAUGCCUUGUGCAGUUUUCUCCUUUUCAAAAUUUUUUGAUGUUUAAAUUUUCCAUGUUUUAUUACUGACAAAAAAAAUCCAUAUUUUUUUUUUCUUUUGAAGCUUCAUAAUAUUUUAUUUCUGUGCUUCUUACUCUAGAUCCAUCAGAUUUUCUUUUACAACUAUAUCCAUUUUUCUGAUCUGUGGGAGCUGCAUAGCUGGUUUAGUUGCUCUAAGGAUAAAUGAGCUUUAGACAGUGGAACUGAACGGUGUUGAUACAAACCUUUUUUC